Zasmidium cellare ATCC 36951 is the source of this 2298-nucleotide messenger RNA. RefSeq lists its product as uncharacterized. Bases 1 to 2298 code for a protein of 765 amino acids. Gene Ontology annotation, cellular component: Golgi membrane. NCBI's taxonomy places the organism in Eukaryota, Fungi, Ascomycota, Dothideomycetes, Mycosphaerellales, Mycosphaerellaceae. Gene Ontology annotation, biological process: intra-Golgi vesicle-mediated transport. The record is from RefSeq and is a predicted model, not a curated record. The transcript has a single exon.
AUGGUCGGAACGAUAGACGAACACGAUGUGAUGGAGGGUGCCGAAGAUGGCCAGGACGAUGUGGGAUCAGAUACACACGAGAACGGCAAUGCAGAAGGGCGAGGCUCGACCGACGCUGGCAACAAGUUCCAGCAGGCGGUGGCAGCAUGGCGCUCGCUGGACUUGACCAAGCUCGUGUCAAACCUGGAUACCACUGCCUCUGAGAUGGUGGACCAGCAGAAAGACUCAUUGGUACAACGUAAAGAGCUCGCUCAAAAGACCAAAGACUUCCGCAAGCUGGACGACUCGGGCAAGCUGUCAGAGAUCAAGGACCUCCUCAAAGCAUAUCAGGGCUACAUUGAUGUUCUCACUAACCAUAACAAGGCUGUGUCGGCAGCUUUCAUGCAGGCCUACUCUCCUUUAUCAGAAGCACCCGAUCCAUACCCAUUACUGGAGGCGUCUAUCGAUUCGCUGGUCACGGCGGAUGAGGUCGUGCCAAAGCUGGAGUCUGAAAAUGAGAGGUUACACAAGCAGGUGUCGAAGCUGAACGAACAGCUUGAAGAGACAGAGACGGAGUUGGAGCAAGAGCGGACUAAGAGGCAAUCGUUUGAGGGCUCGCAAGACUCUCGCAUCAAAGAGGUCGAAGAAUCUUGGUCUGCCGUUUUGAAGGAGAAGGAAGACAACUGGACUUCCAAGGAACACAGUCUGGAAGAGAAAGUUGAGAACCAGGAUAGACUGCUCAAGGAGCUCAAAGCCAGCUACGAGGUAUCUCAGCGGCUGGAAAAGUCUGGCGAAGAUACACACGACAUGGGCCGUAAUAGCGCGUCGGCCGCUGAGCUGGAGAUCGUCAAUUCGGAGCUUGAAAGGACCAACAUGCGGCUUGCUGAAGUUGAGGGCAGAAACGAGCAACUGCGAUUAGAGCUCGCCCAAUCCACAAGUCAGUCCAACAGUUCAGCGCGGAGCACGGCAGUAGAAGACGAUCCUGCAUUCUUGCGUCUCCGCUCUGAGAACUCAUCUCUCCUUCGAAGACUUGACUCGGCGCGACACGACAAGGACAAAGAAAAGGUCGAUCGUCAAAACAAGCUUCGCAGUGUUGAGCGAGACAUUUCGUCGCUGAAAGCCGAUCGAGAUGCUCUCCAAGCCAAAGUCCAGAAAUGGGGCGAUUACGACGAAGUGAAGCGUGAGCUUGAGAUGCUACGGGCCAUCGAGUUUGCAAGCGUCGAAGAUCAAGACGCUGAAACUGAGGAUGCAAGUCAUGCGCAUGGCUCGGCUGGCAAGGAGUCGCUGGAACAAUUACUGGUCGCAAGGAACAAGAAGUUGAGCAAUGAGUUGACUGAGCUUCGGGUGUCUCACCAAGAGCUGCAGAGGAGGUUGGAGCAGCUGCAAGAAGACCUCUCAAGCACAAACAUGGAGCUUGAGAAGGCGCGUAAUCUCAACGCGACAUUGGAGAACGACCUCCAAAAGACGCAACAAGAAGCGUCCAACGCUUUCGAAACCAUGUCUGUGGCAGGUACAUACACGUCGCGGUACCCCAAGUCACAAUAUGGCAGCCGACGAGGAGGAGGUGCGUCUCCAACAUCAUCCAUCAUUGGAGGCUUCGACCCCUCGUCUUCUGGCCCAGGAACACCAAGGGCGACUCUCGAGUCUCUGCGAGCCGGAGAGCCAGUGGGUGGAGGGUCGGGGAUCCUGCCAAUGGUGACUGCUCAGCGCGAUCGCUUCAAGAAGAAGAUCGGCGAGCUCGAGCAAGAGCUGCAAAAGCAGUAUCAGACUGUGUCGUCGCUUCGAUCUGAGAUCGCGUCACUGCAAAAGGACAACCUCAACUUGUACGAGAAGACACGCUAUGUGUCCACUUACAAUAGAGGCCAGCCAACGACCUCUGGCGCAGCGUACGGGUCCAACCCGAAUCCCUCGACUGUUCAAGUCGGCUCGGCAGACACACCAUCAGGCCUGUCACUUGACCGAUAUCGAUCUGCUUACGAGCAAAACAUAUCCCCCUUUGCGGCCUUCCGUGGGCGCGAGUCCGCCAGGGCACUGAAACGAAUGAGCCUACCCGAGCGAGCGGUCUUCCAGAUUACGCGCAUGGUCUUGGCCACACGCACGAGCAGGAAUCUAUUUGCUUUGUACUGCUUGGCUUUGCAUCUGCUGGUGUUCUUCAUGCUUUAUUGGAUGGGGUCCGUGGACAUCGAGAAACACGCAAGCAAUUUGAGCGCCAGUGUAGCUGGAUCAGGAGCCGCCGCCGCUGCUGCCAAUGCUGCUGGUGGAGGCGCGGCAGAUCAUGGCGAUUGGAAGCAGGAGGGCUUCAAGGCUGAUAGCUCGUGA